UGCGGCGGACACCGCGAUCGUAGGAGCGUAUCGAGGUACUGGUGCUGUAAGUGACGUGCCAUCAAAGGAAUUAGAGGCGCCACUAUCCCAGGAGGAUAUCGAGUUUUCUGGGGUAUCGGGAUACAUUGUCUACGAGAGGUUGGUUCAACACAAACCGGGCUCAAAGAGUCUGGAUAAGAACCUGGGUUACCAGCCUGAAAGAUAUCAACAAAAGGAAGUACACUAUUUUGGGUCUAAAACCUCACCGAAAAUGACAUUGGUCGUCUUGGUUGCUCUGGAGUUCCAGUCGCAUAAGGAGAAUAUUGUUCGUAGGGCGUCACUGAUGGAGAAAAGGACUGUGGCAGCCUUUAAGACACAAAGCGCCGAGGCCUACAAACCCAGCGAGAAAAGUCUCGUAAAGACGCUAGGGGAGGAAAACAGAAGAAGGGCAAGAUCUCGGGCAACUUUCCCUGUUUAUAUAUAUCCUCCGAACAGCACCGAGGGCUCCCGAGGCUCCUCUGUAAAUAUGUGUGACUCAUUUGCCAGUGGUCAAGGGUCGGACAACGUAAACGCGGGCCGGUCAAACAUUUGCAUGGAGACCUUGUCAAGACGUGAGGAAGAUGCGUUGAUGAAGUCUACAAAGGCGAGAGCGCUGAAGGAAUGCGACGACAUAGUUAAAGUGCUGAGCAGUCUGGCCGGAUAUUGUUUCGGUGCCGUGGAUGUCUCGUUGCCUCACAUACUCUCUUCUCAACUCCUCCAUCCGUUCAGGGCUCGUACUACACGACAGGACGAUUUAGCAACACAUCCACCGGUACAAUAUACGACACUUACUAUGAUUUCAUACAAUUCUGGACUGCUUU
Molecule: messenger RNA, 839 nt
Organism: Acaulospora colombiana
Lineage: Eukaryota; Fungi; Glomeromycota; Glomeromycetes; Diversisporales; Acaulosporaceae
Source: the annotation of a GenBank genome assembly